Molecule: messenger RNA, 937 nt
Organism: Wasmannia auropunctata (little fire ant)
Lineage: Eukaryota; Metazoa; Arthropoda; Insecta; Hymenoptera; Formicidae
Gene: Obp1
Product: general odorant-binding protein 69a-like
Exons: 6
Coding region: 97-516 (139 amino acids)
Biological process (GO): sensory perception of smell
Molecular function (GO): odorant binding
Source: RefSeq, a predicted model, not a curated record
AAAACAGCGCGUAACCGACGCGGAUGGUACAUUUUGCCGUAGAAAAGUGACAUAUCGAGGUGUAGCGAACGAGUAAGCAAGCAAAAUCGUACAACGAUGCACGUGUCGGUGAUCCUCGGCGUAGUGUUGCUACAGGCGAUUUACGUGUCCGCCGGGCCACCUGACUGGAUACCCGCGGAAAUGUUGGAGAUGGUUCAAGCUGACAAGGAACGGUGCAUGGCCGAACACGGAACGUCUCAAGCGCUCAUCGACGAAGUUAAUGACGGAAAGCUGACGAAUGACCGAACUAUAACGUGUUACAUGAACUGCCUCCUCGACGCCUUCAGUUUGGUCGAUGAAGAGGGUAACUUAGAAGCUGAUAUGCUGAUAAGCGUUAUCCCGGAGCAAUUUCAAGAGAUAGGUAACAAGAUUUUGAACAAAUGCGCUAAGCAAGAUGGCGCGGAUGCAUGCGAAAAGAUCUACGAAGUGGCGAAAUGCGUCCAAGGAACAGUACCAGAGCUGUGGUUUAUGGUUUAAUUCGACGCAUGGGAGGAGAGUCAGCUCCACAAUCACGUGCGACGACAUUCUCCAACAUGUUUCGCGCAUAACGUUAUGAAGUAAAACAACUCGACCGUGGAGAUAAAUACGAGACAAAGAAGUAGCCUAGGGAUAUAUUAUACGAAUUACGUAAAAUUAAAAAAUAUGAUUUGUAUAAUAAUAAUAAUAAUAAUAAUAGUGAGUAAUCAUUAUGAACACGCUGUGCGACCUAAUAUGAAUAAAAUUGGUAGAAAAUGUUGAUGUUUAAUAUUAAAAUAUUAUACUAUACGAUAUAAAUAUGCAUUGAAACUAAAUCAGAUCCGAGCGCAGUAGCAAAUUAAAGGGGAGGAGUGUGAGGUAUCAAUGCAUAAUCACGAGCUAUUUAUGAGUUCAUGUUUAAUUAAAUAAUAUUUUUUAUGAU